ACAAACCAAAGUUGUAUGCAGUAAUAUUAUAUUUUUGUUUUGAAGCAGGAUUAGCGAAAUGGACGCUCUGCUCUUCGCGUUGUCAUUUGAGGUGGUUUUACUGCAAAUGAGGAUUUUAGAAGGCAGUGCGGAGCUGAGACUAGCUACAUGGCGGCCUACCAACAAAAUCGAGAGGCUACAAAAGGACAAACUCGUGAAGGACCGAGCUUUGGUGAAGGAUGUGAUAAGAGGAACUCUAAUAGAGGUCGCUGAAACUGGGAAAUGGCAGUCGGUGAAGAACGCAGUGGAGUUGCUCCAACAAUCGGAGACCGAUGUGGAGUCUCUUCGACACACCAACAUGCAACUUAGAGCAACUCGCAAUGCCCUUGCAGCAGAAUUGGAAGCCAAAAGAAGUCAAUGGGCGAUGGAGCUUCGCAACGCUGAUCAGAAAGUAGCUGUUCUUCGAGACAAAAUGAGUGAUGAUCUCCACAACGCAAACACACGUCUUUGCUAUGCUGAAAAAUGGCUAUUUGCACGGUUCGAGUCCUUGGAACUGAAGUUGGAUGUGCCUCGACCGCCCAAACCGCGACCUGACCACGAGCAUCGCGUUCAUGAAGAGUUGCUCAAAGCAUUUGAUCUGCAGAUCAAAGAACACGAGAAAGCCCUGGAGUACUGGCGGCAGCGUUACGACACCGAUAUUGCCGAAAUAAGCUCCAGAGGUCAAAGGAAAUUGGAGCAAUUGCUUAUUGCUAGCGGAAAGAGACAGGAACUGCAAAAGUUGUACGACCUUCAUCAAGGUGAAAUGCGAAGUUGGUUGACAUUUAAACGAGAACGUGCUGCUCGUUUAGCCCGAGAAGAGAAAUUGCGACUUUCUGCGAUGCGCAUACAAGCGUGGUGGCGGGGAGUUAUGGUGCGGCGAGCUCUUGGCCAAUUCAAAUAUCUGCGAAUAACUAAAGGAAAAGGCAAAAAGAAAUAAAAUCUUUGGA
This is a messenger RNA of Helicoverpa armigera (cotton bollworm), 965 nucleotides long. RefSeq names its product dynein regulatory complex protein 9. NCBI's taxonomy places the organism in Eukaryota, Metazoa, Arthropoda, Insecta, Lepidoptera, Noctuidae. The coding region runs from base 59 to 955 and encodes 298 amino acids. The transcript has 7 exons. Gene Ontology annotation, biological process: cilium organization. Gene Ontology annotation, molecular function: protein binding. Gene Ontology annotation, cellular component: cytoplasm; motile cilium. The record is from RefSeq and is a predicted model, not a curated record.